Molecule: messenger RNA, 3357 nt
Organism: Cordyceps militaris CM01
Lineage: Eukaryota; Fungi; Ascomycota; Sordariomycetes; Hypocreales; Cordycipitaceae
Product: Karyogamy protein, KAR9
Exons: 1
Coding region: 1-3357 (1118 amino acids)
Biological process (GO): nuclear migration along microtubule; mitotic spindle orientation checkpoint signaling; establishment of spindle localization
Cellular component (GO): spindle pole body; mating projection tip; cell cortex
Source: RefSeq, a predicted model, not a curated record
AUGGUUGUUGGGCCGCCCACCACCGCGACGCCCCAGCUCACGCUCCCUCCACGGGUGCACACGGUUCCCAAACCGCUUCCCUCAGGCCAGUCGCCCCCUCAUCCUCAUCCUCACAUUCGCAUCCAGCGACCUCACUCGCACAUUGACCUGCGCGGCCACUAUGACAUUGACGCCCACGAUCUGAGCCCCAGCGCGCUUGGCUUUGCCGACAUCUACACCGGCCAUCUGCCCGCGCUGCCCUGUCCGCCCUCGCUCUCGACUAGCUGGUCCAGCUCGUCCAUCUCCAUCGCAGACGACUCCACAUCCGCGUCGACCCUCGCCAGAGCGUACUCCGUCUCCACCACUAGCAGCCCAACCCAGCCAGCCACGUCGACCGCCUGGAGCCGCUCUAGCAGCCGAACCCGCGACGACGGCCUCGACGACAACACGCCAACUCCGACCCCAACUCCAAUCCCACCAGCCGCCACUAUUUCCCGUCCCUCUGGCCCCAAUACUGCUCCUGUUAGGCGUAACAGUGCCGCCAGCGCUCUCGUCCACCAGCCUGCUGCCGCUCCUGCCGCCGCGCCCACUACUUCUGAUAACAUCACCGCCACCAUCUCGCGCACACCGAGCCCUCUGAUCAGGCCACCUUCCGCUACACCCUCCACCGUCUCUACAGCCGCCUCCUAUCGCAAACCUGCCCCCGGCCUGGCCGCCCGUCUCAAGGCCUUGGGCUUUGGCGCCUCCAAAAAGACGUCUCCCACCGCCCCACCCCCCACCGAUCUCGUCGGCCGUCUUGACGAGCACCAGCUACGCCAGCUCGACGAGAAACACAUCGCCGGCUCCAUUAGCUCAGUCAUUUCCAGGAGAGGUCGCCCCUGGAGAGGCGCCGGCGCCUUCUCUACCCUCAAGGCGUCCGUCAGCCAGCCCAACCUGCGCCCUGCUUCUGCCAUUCCCGACCAGUCCCCGCGCCUACCCGAACUUGAGCCUCCAGACCCUCUCGAAAUGGACACCCAAAAAUACCGCCUGCCCGAUCACACUAACGGCAAUGGCACAAAGGUCACCCUCGAGACUCGCCGCGAGCACCUAGAACGACAUUCACCUGCCCUGUCCGCCGCCCUACCCACAACUCCUCCGCCUCCUCCCCCAAAAGAUACACCACCGCCGCCCAGCACGCCUCCGCCGCCGCCUGCCUCUGCUCAAUCUGACUACGUUCCCGGCCUCGGCUCCUACUUUACGCCUGGCCGUAACCGCCCCGGCUCCAUCUACACUCUCUCACGAGCCUCGUUUGCCAAUCAGCUGGCCCAGCUCACAUCCCUGAAGCUCCCUGAUGCCCAUUCGCUCUCAAGCCAGGUUUCGGCUAUUCCCACGGCUGCCGCAGCUACCAGGGCUCUCAUCAACGCCGCCGACCAGAUUCGGAGCUGGAUAUCCAAGGCCCAAGAGGUCAUUGGAGGCCUGGACAGCGAAGAUGAUGUCGAGUGGGCGGCCGCUGGCGGCCGUGAAGGUCUCAGUGACGUAGAGACCGCCAUUGUGCGCUUUGAGGAGCUUAUCAAUGCAUAUGUCUCGGCGAUUGAGGAACUUCAGCAACGCGAUGAUUCAGCCCAAGUUCCCAAGCAAGACACGCAUCAAGCGGUAUCUCAGAUGGAAAUUAUCCUUGACGAGUGGUCCAAAAUCAAGUUAACCCUACACAGCGUCCGCGGCCAAGUCGAGAUUGCCAUGGAGUGGGAGGAGCUCUGGAACAAUGUGCUUGGAGAUAUUCAGAGUGAAAUGGAUGAGUUGAGCCGCCUCGUCUUUGAGAUGGAGGAACGCCGACACAAAACCAUCGUCGCCAGUGCUAGCGGCGACAAUAUCGAUAUCGGGGACCUUGAAACCAUUGUUGAGGAUGGACCAGUCGCAAUAUCGAACGUGAAAUCUCCAGGGCGUGUGCCCAUGGCUACUACUCCUCUCAGUCCCAGCUCCCCUAGCACUGUCAAUGCUGCUGGCCCCGGUUUAUCACAAGAUGACUCUAGCCUGCUCGCUCUGUUCGCGCGCAUGCAACCUCUACGCGCCUCCCUCGACUUCCUUCCCAUGCGCCUGUCUGUCUUCGAAACGAGAGCCGAAACCAUUUUCCCUACCGCCUGCGACGAACUCACCAUGAGACGAAGCGGCCUCGAUAACAGCUACCGCAAGCUGGAAAAGGACGCAGAGUCCCUCCGCAAAGAGCUUGGUGAGGACAGAUGGGUCAUUGUCUUCCGCGGCGCUGGUCGCCAAGCGCAAAAGAUGCAGCAAUCUGUCGAGCGGUCUCUCCUUAAGCUUCGUGAGGGCGUCGACGCUAGACUACAUCUUACAAAUCCUCCGGCCAUGACCAAGAAGAUAGAGAGCUACGAAGCCAAAAAGGUGCACUAUGGCCCCGCCAUUGAGCGUGUUCUCUCCAUUAUCGACCGCGGUGUCAAGGACCGCUUGACAGUCAAUGGCGAAAUCUUGCGUCUUCAUCACGACUUGCAGACUCGAUGGUCACAUCUCAAGCAAAUUAUGAAGGAGACGGGCGGCAUCGUCGAGGUGAUUUUGGCCGACAACAGGAGCAAGCAGCUUCGCGACUCCGUCUCCAGCCUCUUGUCUAACGAUCGAUCAACGGUUGGCAGUGGUCAUGAAACGCCGGGAAGCUCUCCGCCCUCGUCGGUCAUUAUGACAAGCCUUGGCUUCGAUCCUCACACUCCAGUGGUUAGCCAGCCCAAGACUCGCUCCCCCAAUACUCUCGCCCCCUCCAAUCGCAGGUACUCGUCACUCCCAGAGCCCGCCUCUGCCUUUUCCAGGCGACAGGCCGCCCGACUGUCCACCAUCCCGAGCUCCUCUGCAGGCACUCCCGUGCAGGGCAGCACGAUCCCCCGGCCCAGCUCGAACAUGGACCAUCGCCCACGCUGGAACACGUCCACAAGAACAGGCGACCUCGAGGCCGGCUUUCGCCAUGGUAACCCAAACACGCUCGCGACACCCAACAGGCGCGUCUCCUCGACGGCCUCGCCUGCCAGCACCGGCUCGAGACUACCCACUAUGCGCAACAUCUUUCACCGUGCCGCCUCGGAAUCGCCCCAAGUGGAGCGGACGCCCUCGCGGGCCAGCCACUCCCGGAUGGGCGUGCGGGACCGCCUCGCCUCGCCAGGUCCCUACGCCCAGCAGACGAUGGCCAAGAACUCGUCGGCGAACACGACGGGCAGCCGUCGCACGUCCCUACAACCGGCCCGGCCCGGUUGCGCCGCCGAAGAGGAUCAGAGCCGCGCCGCGAGCUCGCUGGCGUCUCACAGGGAGGGUCUCUUGCCUCGGAUGCCUGGCCGGUCCAGCCCCAUGUCUCGCCGAAGGGAUGCGGUCGACAGAGACGGGAAGCCUCGUUGGCGGUUCUAA